AUUCAUAGCAUCGCAAAUCAUCAAGCCUUGUCGAUGCAAAUGUUAACAUCAGACAAACACAACUUCAUAGUCGUCCAACAUGCUACUCGAUGAAGACCCAGCUACUCUCGUGCGGGCGACCGUCACCAACUUCAACAUUGCUCCUGAUAAAGCUGCGCUCUCACGCGUCAACGACUCCCUCUCAACCCUUCAGCAAUCCCGCGACCUGCGAACCCGCGAUGCAGAGACGACACUUCGCAAACUGAGCCGCCAGCUCGCCACUUUAUCAUCGCAACACAGAGAAACUAUCGCUAGUCACGAUGGUGGACGCCACACGAGUGAAAUCGUUCAACUCGACACACGCAAAUUCCGCAUCGCCAAACAAGCUUCAGAACUUGAGGCCGAGAAUGAGAGAUUAGAGGCCGAGCUAGAAAGACUGAAGAAUCGACUGGCAGAUCUCGAGGAACAAGGUGUCGAGGGAGAUGAAAAUGCGCGAAGGACAAGAGAAGCAGAUGAUCCAACAAUAUUACGACUUUGGCUAUAUCGCUCACUCGGUAUCACUUUGGAGCAGGACCAGGCAGGUAACUACACAAAGGCUAUCAUUGGGAAUCCCAACAAGGGCGAUGUCCAUCUCGUCAACAUUGACCCAAAACUCGCAAAGUCAUUCUAUGCCGACUACUUUUGGCAGACGAUCAAGGGUUGAAUUCGACCUCGCGACACCUGAUGAAUGCUGACGAGACAUGUAAUGCGUACUAGCGAGGAGUCCGGCGUUUUGAGUAUUAUUGGAUAUCCCCAUUGUUAGAAUCGGAAUAUUAUGAAAUCGCC
Molecule: messenger RNA, 804 nt
Organism: Exophiala mesophila
Lineage: Eukaryota; Fungi; Ascomycota; Eurotiomycetes; Chaetothyriales; Herpotrichiellaceae
Exons: 3
Coding region: 80-682 (200 amino acids)
Source: RefSeq, a predicted model, not a curated record